Molecule: messenger RNA, 2470 nt
Organism: Silurus meridionalis
Lineage: Eukaryota; Metazoa; Chordata; Actinopteri; Siluriformes; Siluridae
Product: chemokine XC receptor 1-like
Exons: 2
Coding region: 562-1581 (339 amino acids)
Biological process (GO): immune response; chemotaxis; G protein-coupled receptor signaling pathway
Cellular component (GO): membrane
Molecular function (GO): chemokine receptor activity
Source: RefSeq, a predicted model, not a curated record
AUUAUUGUGCUCAUUCAGCCACAAGGAUGUCGGGUACUGAUGCAGAUGAGAAGGCCUGAGGUGCAGUCAGCGUUCCUCAUUGUUUAAUAGGGUUGAGGUCCAAGCUCUAAUGCAGGAGAACUUCCACACACUUCCAAACCAUGUGAAACAUAUCUUUAUGAAUCUGGCUUUGUUGGUCUCCUUGUUAAAGUGAAUAGAAAAUAUCAUGCUACCGAGUCCAGAGACAUCGAUACAAUUGCGUGGCUUCGUCUUUGUUUGGGGAAGAACCACAUAUGGCUGGAAAUGUCAGGUGUUUGUGUAGUAGAUUAUACUUCCUUACUAGUCAAUAAAACAUCAGAUAUCCUCCUUUGGGGAGGGACAAUGACAGAAUAAAAACGAAGUACACUGUAGUUCAUGUGAAAUUGUUCUACCUUUUUCUGAUCGACAUUCAGAACCAUAAAGGAGACACUCUAUUAAUUUUAUUUUUGACUCGUUGAAAUUUGUUGGAUUUCCAAGAGAGGCUUCAGUCUUUGACCCAAAUUGCAGCAAUACUGUAACUACAGACACGUCACGGAAAGCAAUAUGGAAUACUAUUCGGACGAUUAUGAGGAUGGAUUGUGUCACAAGGAAGAGGUGGCAAAAGUCGGGUCCAUCGUGGUGCCGUUAUUCUUCGGCAUCGUGGUUGUGUUUAGCCUCAUUGGUAAUAUUUUGGUUCUCGUGAUUAUUGGGCUGUACGAGAACCUAAAAUCGUUGACCAACAUCUUCAUACUGAACUUGGCUCUGUCGGACCUGCUGUUCACCUUUGGAUUGCCCUUCUGGGCUUGGUACUACAUCUGGGGGUGGAAUCUCGGAGAUGUUGCGUGCAAAGCCGUCAGUUUUUUCUUCUACGCUGGGUUUUACAGCAGCGUGGUGUUCCUGAUCCUGAUGACCAUACAGCGCUACAUGGCUGUCGUGCACCCUCUGUCUGACUGGGAAAGAAGACAGGGUUUUGCCCUAAUUCCCAUCCUCGCUUGGGUGGUGAGCAUAGCAGUGGCCUUACCAGCCCCCAUCUUCAACUCCAUUCAGGCUGACCCAGAAAACCCUCAAAAACUUUACUGUGAGUAUAAUUCCACAGAAGUGUACAUCACCAUCACGUACACACAAAACGUGUUUUUCGUUUUUGCUUUCGUGGUCAUGGGUUUUUGCUACAUAAGGAUCCUACAGACCAUCAUUAAGACCCGAACGAACAAGAGGCACCGUUCCAUCAGGCUCAUUCUGUGCAUCGUAAUCGUGUUCUUUCUCGGUUGGGCUCCUUAUAACCUGGUGAUGUUCCUGCACACCUUGGUCCAUCAUCAGAUCGAUUAUUUCACAGACUGCGAGGUCACGCAUCAUCUUGACUACGCCGAGUACGUUUGCAAGCUGCUGGCGUUUUCUCACUGCUGCCUAAAUCCCGUGUUCUAUGUUUUCGUCGGUGUGAAAUUCAGGAAUCAUCUGAAGGGGAUCCUGCAGAAAGUUUUUCACAGGACAGACAACGUGGACAUGCGACAAACACAAGCUGUUCAGUCUCACGGCUCGGUGUGGUCAAACAGCAACAACUGCAAAGCUAAUUUCACGACUGUCUGAGCCAGUGAGUGUAUAAACAAAAUUAUUGGCACACCUGACUUUUCCAGCCAUAUGUGGAUCUUCUCCAAAACUGUUACCACAAAUUUAGAGAAACUAAAUUUGUUAAGGUCGUCUUCGGAAGUGGUAGCAUGAAACGUUCCCUUUUUAGACUGAAGACCCAAACCUGUUCCCGCAUGACAAUACCCUUGUGCACAAAGCCAGAUCUCUUCUAGUGGAACAUCUUCCUAAAGAAAUGGAGGUGAUCAUCACAGCAAAUGGGGACUAAAUGUUUAAUUUGAUGUUCAAAAAGUACAUAGAAAUGUUACAGUCAGGUGUCCUAUAUACAUAUAUGUACUUGUCACUUUACAGCACAGUGAAAAUCUUUUUUUAAUUUUAUUAAUUUACAUAUUCCAGAGAUGUUAGGAAGUUGGGCUCAGACAUAAUACAGCACCCAUAAGGCACAAAGGGUUAAGGGCCUUGCUCAAGGGCCCCAAGAGCGGUGGCUUGGCGAUACCAGGGUUUAAAGCCCCAGGCCUUACAAACAAUAACCCAGAGCCUUAACCACUGAGCUUCCACUUCAUCUAUAUAUGCAUGUGUGUGAGAGAUAAGAUAACACGUAUUCUUUUUUUUUUUUUGCAUAGCUAAAAGCAAAUCUGAGAAAUAAUGGAUGUCUGACAUGAUACCUGGAGUCUCUGAAUUGCCCUGCAAGCAGAUUUAUUUAAAAGCAUUCUUUAAUAGGAAUAAUACUUGCAUAAAAUGAAAAAUGAGUAAGAGAACAGUGAUUAUAUCAUUUCAAGCAACAGGAAAUAAAGUCAUUGUUUAAUCUUUCAAAAUAUUUUGUCUAUUUUCUAUAUAUAAUAUUGUAAAAUGUUGUAUAAUAUAUAGAUGAUAGAUAGAUAGAUAGAUAGAU